This is a messenger RNA of Camelina sativa (false flax), 1485 nucleotides long. NCBI's taxonomy places the organism in Eukaryota, Viridiplantae, Streptophyta, Magnoliopsida, Brassicales, Brassicaceae. The record is from RefSeq and is a predicted model, not a curated record.
AGGAAAGAAAAAAAAAAAGAAAUGGAGGUUCCCAUAGGGCUUUUGGAGAAGCUGUGGAGUUUUGUCUCUUCUUACUUCUUCCUCUUACUACUCCUCGGCCUCACAAAGGCCCUGAUUAUUGGUCCAAUUUCAUCUACGAUAAUUUUGGUUGGCAAUUCUUUUGUCAUCAUUGGCCUUUGGCCAGCACAUCUCGUUUGGACCUACUACUGUUUGGCAAGAACCAAGAGAAUAGGAGUGGUUUUGAAGACCUUGGCACUGAUAUUGUUUCCACUGCCUUUACUCCUCUGGCCAGUUUCUGGUAUAGUAGGAAGUCUCUUUGGUGGAAUCGCCUAUGGGUUUUUCACGCCCCUUAUGGCUACAUUCGAGGCUGUAGGAGAGUCUGUUACUAGCAAAUGCUACCAUUGCUUUGUUGAUGGUUCAUUCUCCACUAUUAAAGGGUGUUGUACUGUGGUGACGGACUUCACAGAUUUCUGCUUCCAUUCUUACUUCUCCUACAUGGAUGAGUUAAGAGAAAUGGUUUCCGCCGAUGUUGAACCUUUAGAGAUAAGGUUAUCUUGACUACCCAGUUGUCUGCUUGCUAGUGUAAUAGGUGUGGUGGUAGAUAUUCUUCUGAUAACAGCUGUUGCUAUGUACAAAAGCCCAUAUAUGUUGCUCAAAGGAUGGAAGAGGCUAUUGGAAGACCUUGUUGGUAGAGAGGGUCCAUUCCUAGAGACUGUAUGUGUUCCAUUUGCAGGUCUUGCUAUAUUGCUAUGGCCACUGGCUGUCGUGGGAGCCGUUAUAGCUUCAGUUUUAUCCAGUUUCUUUCUAGGAAUGUACAGUGGAGUCAGCGUUCAUCAGGAGGACUCUUUUAGAAUGGGGCUUAACUAUAUAGUCGCUGUGGUCUCACUGUUUGACGAAUACGUAAACGAUUUACUCUAUUUGAGAGAAGGAACUCGCCUGCCAAGGCCUUGCUAUAGGACGAAAACUGAGACUGGUCAUGGGAAGAGAAUAUUAGGAGAGAGGAAGAAUGUUGAUCUAAAGAGCAAAAGAAGCAGCUCCCGAGGUUCAAAGCUUGUUUCAGAACAGUCAAGGACACUGAAAAAAGCAAUCACAAUAUAUAAACCAGUUCAGGUAUGGGAAUGGUUGUUUAAGGCGUGUGACGUGAAUGGAAGGAUACUUCUUCGCGAUGGCUUGAUAGAUGUGAAAGAUGUAGAGGAAUGCCUUGUCAAGGGUAAUUGUAAGAAGCUCUAUAUCAAACUACCUACUUGGACCAUAUUACAAUGUCUCCUUGCAUCGGCUAAAUCGAACUCAUCUGGGUUGGUGAUCAGUACGUAUACAAGAAUACCGACGUUUCGACGCAGAUUCAUGAACUUGGUCAAAGUGUUGUACAUCGAAGCUCUUGAGAUGGGCGCGUCCGGUAAUCGGGCUGGUGGGAUCCUCAAACCCAACAGCGACCAAAUAGGAAAUCUAAAUAGGACUGAACCACCGGAGAUGGAUGUUGUAUAA